Molecule: messenger RNA, 2261 nt
Organism: Mytilus trossulus (common blue mussel)
Lineage: Eukaryota; Metazoa; Mollusca; Bivalvia; Mytilida; Mytilidae
Product: oocyte zinc finger protein XlCOF6-like
Exons: 3
Coding region: 90-2219 (709 amino acids)
Biological process (GO): regulation of transcription by RNA polymerase II
Molecular function (GO): RNA polymerase II cis-regulatory region sequence-specific DNA binding; DNA-binding transcription factor activity, RNA polymerase II-specific
Source: RefSeq, a predicted model, not a curated record
UAAUCCGAAACCGGUUCCGGAAAGUGGAAAAUCAGAAAGAGCACAGAUAGAAAAUUAAGAAUUCCUUAUUUACAUUGUUUAUUUAAAGUAUGGAAACCUUUACAGUUAGAGUGAAUAUAGAGCUGAAGUCAUGGGCAGUAACUGGCUCCGUACUUGGUAGACAAUUUAUUGAAGAAGACAAAGAUGUUACUCAGAAAUUCAUACAGUUUUGUUCUGAUAAAUAUGGCUUAGCUACAGAUGGGAGUGUGAUAUGGAAAACUGAGACAAUUCAAUCUAUUGCUUUAGAAGAUGAAAAAGGAAACUCAAACUCAGAGUUAGCUAUGGAAGAAGACUUAUUAAAUGACAAAGGGAUUGAUCUUUCCAUAGACUUAGAUGACAAGGGGGUUGAUCUUUCCAUAGACAAAGGGGUUGAUCUUUCCAUAAACAAAGUUAUAAUGUCAACAAAAAAUCCUAUGGAUUUACAACAGGCUAAACUUCAAUGUAAUGAAAAUUUGAUUGAAAAGAAAAAACUACUGCAAACUAAUGCUGUUAGGAAGUCAUCAAGGUUAGAAAAUAAAGAGCCUAAUAAGUAUAUCAAUAUGGAUAUUGAAAUUGAGGAUGAUUACAAUUCAAAUGGAAAUAUAUCUGAAAUGGAUGAAGAUAAAGGUUUGGAUAAAAACAAAUCUGAAAUAGAUGAAGAUCGAAAUUUAUAUGCAUCGUACUCAAAUAAAGGAGAAUUACAAGGUGAAAGAAAUUUUGAAUGUAGCUAUUGCAAGUUAUUUUUUGUAACUGAAGCUGAACAUACAUUACACAAUAUUGACAAGCACAAAACUGUAUUUGAUGAUGACAAUAAUCCACAAAGGACUGACUUUUCUUGUGACCUUUGCCAUCGGCAGUUUUUAUCAGAAAAGCAGUUAAAGAAACACAAACAAAUGCAUUCAAGUAAGAAAAGUGUGACUUGCCCAUUAUGUCAAAACAUAUUUUAUAAUGAACAAUCAGUUAAAAAGCACUUAAAGAAGAUCCAUCAAGAAUUAAGACCUUAUUGUUUUCCAUGUCAAUCAUUAUUUGAAUCUGAAUCAGUAUUCACUGAACAUAAAUUACAAAAUAUUUGCCUCAAGAAAAAUAUAGCAAAUGUCCAGUGUAAAACUUGUGGCAAACAUUUCAUGAGCAUAAAAUAUCUAUAUACGCAUAAGAAGCUAGUCCACGGUCUAAAAGUCAGUAUUUGUCGAUUUUGUACCGAGUGUUUUGAUAAAAGAGAAGAUUUGAGUCAUCAUUUAGAAACUCAACACAAAACUACUACCACGUGUGAGGGAUGUAGGUUUAUAUUUAAAACAGAGCUGGAAUUCAACAAACAUUUAGAUGAUGUUCACAAAGACAGGCUCUUCAGAUGUUCAAAGUGUUCUGAUGUGUUCUUCAAAAAAAGAGAUUAUGAGAUGCAUAUGGAGGAACACACAAAUGGGUCAAAGUUCAUUUGUGACGAUUGUGGGAAAGGUUUUAUACACAAGAUAUCUUUUAAUAGACAUAUGAUAUCCCAUAGUUCUAUGCGGCCACAUCAAUGUGAAUCUUGUGGAAUGUGUUUUAAGCUACCUUCUACAUUAAGAUUACAUUUGCAAACACAUGUGCAAGAUAAGAAAUACAAAUGUGUGUCUUGUGACAAAGAAUUCAGGUCAACUGAAGGGUUAAAAAAUCAUAAAAUCAAGUACCAUAUGUCAGAGGAGGAGCUAAAAUCAUACAAGAAUAAGAUAUAUACCUGCGAACACUGUGGUAAAAAGACAGGACAGAAGCAUGUUCAUGUCAGGCAUAUGAGAUCUCAUACCGGUGAGAAACCUUUUGAGUGUUCCGAAUGCAUGAAAUCUUUUCCAACAAAUUCUGCUCUGAAUAUUCACCGUAAAAGUCAUGUGGAUAAAAACAAAUUAUUAUGUGUAACUUGCAGUAUGAGUUUCUGGAACAAAUCUCAUUUCAACAGACACAUUGAUUCCAAAAAGCAUCGUUGCCUUGUAGCAAAACAAAAACAAAACCUGAAUAAAGAAAGUUCUACUCAAGAGAAUGCAGAGCAAGCAAAAAAUACUGUAAUUGUUUUAAACAACAACAACCAGAAUUUGUCAACAGAGUUUGGGAACAAUGCACCAUCUUCAUUGACAUGCAUCAUAAUUCCAGAAAACUUCCAAAAUGUUCGUCUGGAAAACUAUGAAACUGUAGGAAACAAUGUUGACACUAUUUAUUUAAAAUCAUCAGAGUAAAUUGAGAUGUUUUAGAAUUCAGAUAAAAUAGUUUUCAAACAG